CUUCGCGUUUGAUUCCGCUGAAAACAACAACCUUGAAAAACGCACACGGACGCGGCGUUUUAAUCACGACUCUUAGGGAAACAGGGCUGCAGAAUGUGGGCUCCUCAUAUUCUGCAAGACCCACCGGUCUACACCCGCCAAGCCGAACCAGAAUACGCUUUUGGAACUGCACGCCAGCGUGUUCCUGAACGUCCACCGGAGAUGGCAAAGCGCCAGAAUAGGAUGACAGCAAGAGCUGAGGUGCGACGUCAGCAACAAGAGCCGAGUGUAUGGGACGAACGGUCCCACCCAUCAAACUCGCUGGAAGAGAGUAGGCGAUGGUACGCCGAACAGAUAGCAAAACAGAUGCGUAAAGGCGGACUUUUUGAAGAUCCUUUCUUGCCAGCCAGCUCUACAAGCAUUGGGCAGGGACUGAUUCAAAGCGGUCGAAACUAUGAGUGGCGAAGACCUCAUGAGAUAAUACGUGAUCCACAGUUUGUCACUGAUGGGAUCAGCCGAUUUGAUGUGGUCCAAGGCGAAAUAGGUGACUGUUGGUUCCUAGCUGCCGUCGCAAGCUUGUCCAUGUAUCGAGAUUUGAUGCAGCAAGUCGUUCCUUUCGGCCAAUCCUUUGAUUCCAACCGAUCUAACGCGGACGGGUUCUUCCCAUACUGCGGAAUGUUUUGGUUCAGAUUUUGGCGGUUCGGCCAGUGGCUUGACGUCGUGGUGGAUGAUCGACUUCCAACUCGUAACGGGCGUCUUGUGUUCAUGCGCUCUACCGAUCGAAAUGAAUUUUGGUCCGCUUUGAUGGAAAAAGCAUAUGUAAAACUUGCCGGUAGCUACGACGCGAUGCGUGGGGGUGCCACAAGCGAGGCAAUGGAAGAUUUCACCGGUGGCCUAACUGAGAUCGUCUCUCUUGGCGAAAAGACCCCUCCGAAUUUGUUUUCUUUGAUGGAAAUCGCCCAAAAGAGAACGUCGCUAAUGGCGUGUGCAAUUGAGGCCACAGCGGACCGGAUCGAAGCAGAAGGUCCUCACGGUUUGAUUACUGGACAUGCCUACUCCAUCACCGAUGUUCGCAGGGUACAAACCCACUACGGACAGGUCGAGCUUGUACGGUUGCGUAACCCUUGGGGUUCGGAACACGAAUGGAAUGGACCAUGGGGUGAUAAAUCAAGCGAAUGGAGAAACAUUCCCCCAGACGAGCGAAAAAGAAUGGGUCUCACAUUUGAAAAUGAUGGAGAAUUUUGGAUGUCCUUCAAGGACUUCACACGGUACUUCACAAAAGCGGAAUUUUGCCACUUGGGUCCGGCAUCUGGUAGCUUCGGAAGUCAAACAAUACUGGAGAAGCGGAAACGCCGCUGGGAAAUGACACAAGAGGAGGGCGAAUGGGUCAAGUACGCCACUGCAGGUGGAUGCAGAAACUAUCGGGACACAUUUCACAUUAACCCGCAGUUUCGAGUUCAAGUUAUCGAUCCGGAUGAGACAGAUGAUGAUAAUUAUGGAAGCAUCAUCGUUGGCCUGAUGCAGGAGAGUCGCGUAGAUUCCAACACAGAGCUUCAGACCAUUGGUUAUGCAAUCUAUCGACUCAAGGACCACCGCGAAGGACUUCUAGGGAAAGCCUUUUUCUUGUCAAAUAACACCGUUGGCAGUUCUCAGACGUUUACCAACCUCCGUGAGGUGACCAACCGUCAUAGGCUCCCACCAGGAGAAUACAUGAUUGUCCCUUCGACGUUUGAACCAAACAAGCAGGCGAAGUUCAUCUUGCGGGUGUUUUCCGAACGGCCAUGUCCGUCGGAGUAA
This is a messenger RNA of Opisthorchis viverrini, 1776 nucleotides long. RefSeq lists its product as hypothetical. Gene Ontology annotation, cellular component: cytoplasm. The record is from RefSeq and is a predicted model, not a curated record. The coding region runs from base 94 to 1776 and encodes 560 amino acids. Gene Ontology annotation, molecular function: calcium-dependent cysteine-type endopeptidase activity. Lineage: Eukaryota; Metazoa; Platyhelminthes; Trematoda; Opisthorchiida; Opisthorchiidae. Gene Ontology annotation, biological process: proteolysis. The transcript has 10 exons.